AUGGUUGUUGACUUCUGGACCCCAAAGCAUGGUGGCGAAAAGUAUAUCGGUUUGCGCAUCUACUUCGUCGACUCCCACUUACGACUGCGUAUUGUGCUUCUCGGUACUCGUCAUUUCUUGCCCAUGUAUGGAGAACGCGACCAAGGGAUUCGCGGCCCUUUUGAGCGGUGGAUUUGUGGUAUUCUGUUUGACUUUGGCCUGUCCCCGAGUGACUUCUUCGGCUCCACCACUGACAGCGGCCCCGACGUUAAAUGGAUGAUGAACGAAAGGCUUGGAUUGAAGUGGGAAUGGUGCAUCCCUCACAUGGUGAACGCUGCCACCAAGAUGGCCUGCGGCUUGAUGCGAAAAUCGCACAAUCCCGAGAUGUCUGAGUUGCUAAACAAGCUAUCUCAAACGGUGUACGACACCUCCACCAACUCGACACUUGGCGACCUGCUUCCCAUGCUGAUGAUAAUGUUGGGGGAAGGCAAUGGUACCCAACUAGUAGGCUACAAGCCGCAUCGCUUCAUGGGGAUGCCAGCCACGAUGGAGCGGGUACUGGAGAAGUGGCCAGCUCUGGAGGCAUGGUACGAGGCGCGUUCAGCUCCGCAUGCACGGAAAAAGAAGCGAGCGCCACCAGGGUUCACCUUGCCGAUUGCGCAGGAUACGAAUCAAGUGCAAGUCCUGCUGUCCUUGUAUACGAUGCGCAUGACUUCUCUCACACUUGACAGCCCCAUCAGGCGCUACGACACGGUUCCGACGAACGCCGUCAAUAUUCACCCCUUUCAACUAACAUCGCUGGUGGCGAGGACAAGGAUGCUGCUACAGAAGGCGUUUUACCACAACUUCUUCCGCCGAUAUGUAAAUGCAGAUUUCAUUGCAUCCGGUUCCUACAUUUUUGAGAUGCAACUGGCGAUGCAUCCUUCGGUUAAGCACGUGGGGAGUCCGAUGGACGAAGUGAUUGCCGCCGUUGCACGUACUGAAGGGAGAAUGCGGGGUGAUCUUGUCGCUGGUCAUGUUGUCGCCGUUCGAGCUGCAAUUAUGAAGCGCUUGAAGUCGCUAAUGCGCUUAGUAGCCAACAGUCAAGACCCAGCACCCGUUGAUCCGAUUGCUGCUCCAGCUGUGCAGGCCAAUGUUUUCGAUGACGACAUUUUGGCAACCUUUGCAGUUCAACCCAUCCGAAGCACCGAACGACCUGCACAACAACGUAACAAGCACGAUACUCUCAUCGCCGGUGAGCUGAAAAGGUGGCUAGAAGAUUCGGAUGGGCUGCAGAUGAUAACAGUUCCUGAUCCAGCCAAGACGAGCGUCCGCAGACCGGAGAGUAUCCUGGAAUUUUGGCAUCGGCAGCAGCAGUCCAAGCGCUAUGUCUUGCUACCCAUGGUUGCUCGCAUCCUGUUUGCAGUCCCAUCUUCGUCUGCUUAG
Molecule: messenger RNA, 1404 nt
Organism: Phytophthora sojae
Lineage: Eukaryota; Oomycota; Peronosporomycetes; Peronosporales; Peronosporaceae
Exons: 2
Coding region: 1-1404 (467 amino acids)
Source: RefSeq, a predicted model, not a curated record